Oldenlandia corymbosa var. corymbosa is the source of this 1092-nucleotide messenger RNA. Lineage: Eukaryota; Viridiplantae; Streptophyta; Magnoliopsida; Gentianales; Rubiaceae. The record is from the annotation of a GenBank genome assembly.
CGACACCACCAUUAAUACUAAUAUAUAUAUACUAUGCAUGUCAUUCUCUCAAAAAAUGUGUAUUAGAAUGUCACAAAUAAUUGAUACAGGAUCAUCAUCCGAGUAGGAGUAUCAAAGAAGCAAAGACAAGAAAAAAAGAAAAAUGAAGAAGAAGCUGAAUUUGAUACUCAAGAAAUGCAAGACAUUGUCUAGGCAAUUGGGCAGGACUUCAUCUUAUAGCAGCCUCCGGUCGGAAUCCGCCGCCGCCACCAGCCACCAUCAUCACCGCCUGGAUACAUGGGGUUCUGAUGCUGCUGCACAAAUGAUGAUAUUUCAACAUCAUAAUAAUGACCAUGGAGGAGAAGAUCACGAUGAUGAUUGUGAGACCAUUUUUGUUGGGAGUUCAAGGAGGAGGUUCUUGAUUAAGUCCAGGUACUUGGACCAUCCUUUAGUGAAGGCCAUCAUUGAGAAAUCUGAUGAUCAAUGUAGGCGGAUGAGGAGUGGCCGGCGGCGGCUGCACGGCGGUGAUCAGGAGGAGGAGGAGGAGGAGGAGGAAGAAGGCGGUUUGAUGGUGGUGAAGUGUGAGGUGGUGCUGUUUGAUCAUUUGUUGUGGAUGCUUGACAAUGCCGAUUCCAAUCUACUUCCCUCUGGUGACAAUUUGUCUUUGGAUGAACUUGCUGAUCUCUAUUUGUUUUGAUUAUUAUUCAUUUCUUACAAUUUGUCAUUUAUCUUAGAUAGUGAACUAAUAAUAAUGAUAUUAAUUGUAAAUUUCAUUUUUGUUCAUUUAUCAUUGUGUGAAUUCAUAUACGCCCUCUUACCCUCACCAAUUUUAUGUAUAUGAAUUCAUAUUUAUUGUUAGAAGAAAAAAGAAACAUAUUUGUAUUAGCUUCUGAAAGGCAAAGUUGUGAAUUAUUAUUAUUUUUUUCUAAUACAGCUAUAACCGGAAGAAAAAUGCCAAUUAUUUCUUAACUUUUCUAUAAAAAAACUAUCAAUAUAAUUCCAUUAUUACCAUUACAACUAUGGUGGCAGUCACUGGCGGAACCAAUUAACCUAAGGAGCCUUCCGGUUGGGCGUAUGCGAGUCCUCCCCACCCCCUUAAGAGUUUUGUCACCG